ACGCACAAGUCUCGCGAUCAGCCGAGAAGGACAGAGGGGGCGGAAAAUGGCCCCUCGCAGGCUCGACAGUCCUUUGAGCGUGGUGCCCUGGGCUGCAGCCCUACUCCUCGUUCUGAGCGUGGAAAGGGCUUUGGCGCUACCCGAGUCCUUUUAUACCUGCCAAAUCGGGGCUGGCAGAUUGAGAAGUCAUUGGAGAGGGCAUAAUAUACAUGUUCGAAUAGUAUUCUCAAAGAUGAGGUCCUUCCCUGGACAAGAUCUGGUACAGAAAUUCUCUGGUGCGCUGUUUUGGCGCCUGGUUCCAAGGGGAAGAAAUGCGUCUUCUAGUAAACCUGACAUAAAGAUAUGCAUCCAGUGUCCAGGGAGUGUGCAAAAUUUGUCAGAAGUGGCUCUUUAUUGUAAGCAGACACCAGAGCUAAUGCUGCACGCCCGCUGCUGCCUGAAUUGGAAGGGCACCAUCCUGGGGCUGGAUCUCCAGAACUGCUCUCUGAAGGACCCUGGUCCAUACUUUCCUCAGGCACAUACUGCUAUCAUCAUAGACCUGCAGGCAAACCCCCUCCAGGGUGACUUGGCCAACACCUUCCAUGGCUUUACCCAGCUCCAGACUCUGAUACUGCCACAAGAUGUCAGCUGUCCUGGAGGUAUUAAUGCUUGGGAUACUGUCACUUUUUAUAUAAACAACCAAACCUGCCAAGAACAAAGGAAGCUUUGCAACAGCACUGGGGACUCAGAAAUGUGUCCUGAGAAUGGAUCUUGUGCACCUGGUGGUCCAGGUCUCUUGCAGUGUGUUUGUGCUGAAGGCUUCCAUGGCUACAAGUGUAUGCGCCAGGGCUCCUUCUCACUGCUCAUGUUCUUUGGGAUUCUGGGAUCCACCACAUUAUCCAUCUCCAUCCUCCUUUGGGGGACUCAACGCCGAAAAGCCAAGGCUUCAUGAACCACAUAGGUCUUCCUGCUGACUAAAGAUCAUCCCCAUCUUAGUCCAGCCAGGGAGAUUUGCUUCCUAGACAUCAUUGGUCAGCGGAUCCUCCCUCCCAAGGCAGAGGCCGCCGUCGGAAGGAGGAUGGAAAUUUGCACAACCCUGCGUAUUGUAGACCCAGUCCAGGAGUGGACUAGUACCGGCUCCCAUUUGUGCUGUUGACCGUAAUAAAGUUUUUGUUUUUUUCUU
This is a messenger RNA of Balaenoptera musculus (blue whale), 1162 nucleotides long. It is a transcript of the gene ATRAID, whose product is annotated as all-trans retinoic acid induced differentiation factor. The record is from RefSeq and is a predicted model, not a curated record. The coding region runs from base 47 to 931 and encodes 294 amino acids. NCBI's taxonomy places the organism in Eukaryota, Metazoa, Chordata, Mammalia, Artiodactyla, Balaenopteridae. Gene Ontology annotation, cellular component: intracellular membrane-bounded organelle. The transcript is spliced from 8 exons. Gene Ontology annotation, biological process: positive regulation of osteoblast differentiation.